GUCUCGAUCGCCAUUGUACCUUCGUCAGUUCUCUAGACAUCAACCAAUUCGAACGUUUUCAAUCUCUACCGUCAAAAUGGUCAAAGACAACGACACAGUCAUCAAGGAGUUCAAUGAGCUCGUCAACAUGAGUCCGGAUCAAUUGAAGGAAUGGCUCGGCGGCGAGGAUUCUGCCGGCGCAGGUUGGUCCAAGGACGAUGGCUCUGGCGAGACGGUUGGCCAUGAGAGCGGCCGUAAGAUCAUCGAGAUCUUGGAGAAGAACCCAAACAAAGACCCAAGCAAGUACGAAGAGGACGACAUUAGCCACAUGCGCAAGGUUGUGGCGUACAACAAGCGCCACUUAGCUCAAGAAGGAAAGGCGAAGCAGGACCCGGAAAGCAAGAGUGCUAAGUCUUUGAAGAACUGGGGCCAUGACCCUCAGCAGGCUUGAGUGUAUUCAGGCAAGCUAGACUUCGAUGCAUAACCUGGUAUACAUACGAAUGAAUGAACACGUUAAUCUACCUCGGUACCGAGCGGAAGCAACAUG
Aureobasidium pullulans EXF-150 is the source of this 526-nucleotide messenger RNA. RefSeq lists its product as uncharacterized. The record is from RefSeq and is a predicted model, not a curated record. The coding region runs from base 77 to 430 and encodes 117 amino acids. Lineage: Eukaryota; Fungi; Ascomycota; Dothideomycetes; Dothideales; Saccotheciaceae. The transcript is spliced from 4 exons.